UUAUAUUUGGGGGCGUGGCACAGAGGCUCAGAGAAGCGUAGCGACGAUCGCUCCGUGACGCCUUUGAUUGGCCGACAACAGCGGCGCCCAUAACGAUUGGCCGAUGUCCGUUCACUCCGAACCAAUGAAAACACUCGCAGUAAAAGCCUGUUGCUGGUGAUAGGUUGCUUUCGGUUUCUCGCGACCAGUGAAAACUCCUUCAUGCAGCGCGCGGGUUUGCGGCGGAUGAAGUUCACGCGCGAAAUGUUACUGUGUCGUGUUUUAUAGUUUAAUUCUUGGUUGAGUUUAAUAAUCGCAGCAUGUUGAGCGCGACAUCAGACGCAGAAGUGUCAGCUCGCUCCGCCUCUGUCGCAUCGCUUCUGGCGCGCAGAACCAUAAAGAGAGCCAGAGAUGAAGAGACCGAGAAACACCUGCAGGAGUCCUGUGUGAGUCUGCUGCUGAGACACCAGAACACCUCCGAGCUGCUGCUGGAGAUCACAUCACAUGGUAAAAUAAGGAGCAUCAGCUGUGAUGGAUGUGCAGGGCUGCAGCGCGACACGGGCGUUCAGACAGCGCUUCUGGAGAGUGAGCUGCGGAGGACAGCGGAGCAGACGGGCGUUCCGGUCGGGCUGCUGUCUGCCAGAGUUUUGCUGGAAAACAUCGAGGAUCUGAUCACGCAGACAGACACAAACACACAACAAGUGUUACUGAACGCUAAACAGAGAACUGAUGUGUGUGCGUUACUGCAGUCGGCUCAAGCGCUGAUGUCCGCUGGAAUAUUCAGCCCUGAGCUCCUCUGGCAGGAAUACUGGAAACUUCAGCCGGUGCUGGAGGUGGUUUAUCAUCUACACACUCACAGCAUCCUCACGCUGGACUUCAUGCUGGAGAGAGACGCAGCUGUGAGUGCAUGGAUCAGCGGUCAGCUCAGAGCUUUGUGUGCCUCCGGGGAAGCCUCACCGGAUGACCAGCAGAUCCAGCAGAUUCUCUCCACUGUGGUGUGUGUUCUGGUGCGGAGGGCGUUUGAAGACUGCGCUCACAAACUCUCUCAGACGUGCUGCGUGAUGCUGGACUCCAUGAUCUGGUGGCUGCUGGACUCACUGAGUGAUAAAGGCGCUGAGACGCCAGCCGCUGGCUUCUGGGUCCAGGUGUUCGACGUCUCGGUGUUUGCUGGCUGUGUCACUGAAGAAACACUGCAGCACUUCUUCACACACACGCUCAUGCGUGUUCUGACAUACCGACCCGUUUAUAAAGUGUCAGAUGUCAUCGCUGUACAGAGCGACUGGAGCUUUGCUAAAACCCCUCCGUUACUGACGGCUCUGUUCUGUAAGGUGUGUGUUGUGUUCAGUGUGGAGCGUGUGCUGAGUCAGCUGCAGCAGGUCUUGGAGACUCAUGAGGUGAACUGGCGUCACGUUCUCUGGUGUGUGUCUCAUCUGCUGAUCUAUCACUCUCAGACGCAGCGCUGCCUCACAGAUCUGCUGUCCAGGCUGCUGAGCUCAGCGUUCGACGGAUACGAUGUGGAGAAGAUGAUCACGCUGCUCCUGUUGGGCCGCCAGGCGUCUCUCGAGGGGCCCGCUGUCUUUCCCUCAUACAGAGAUUGGUUUAAAUUGUCGUUUGGUGGCUCCAGCAGUUAUCAUGCUAAAAGCAAGAAGUCCACCGUGUUUCUCCUGAAGUUCCUGUCCGAUCUCGUCCCUUAUGAACCACCACAGUACCUAAAGGUUCAUGUAAUGCAUCCUCCGUUCAUCGCAGGGAAGUAUCGUUCCCUCCUGCAAGAGUACAUCUCCCUCGCCAAGACCCGGCUGAGAGAUCUGAAGGUGUCUCUGGAGGACACGGGGAUCUUUGAGGUGGUGAACGGCUCUGCUGGUGUGCUGGAGUGUCCAGCACAGCAGGAUGUUGAGAAGGCUGUAACACUUUUCAUGACCUCCAGUAAGAUCCCAGCAACAGUGAUAGAGGCCAGUAUUUUCAGGAGGCCGUAUUUCCAGUCUCGAUUCCUCCCUGCUCUCCUCUCUCCGCGUGUGCUUCCUGUGAAGUCAGACGCCAGAAUGAUGUUCAUCGAGGCCUUGAGAAAGGCAGAUAAGAUUCCCGCCGCUCUCUACACGUCAUACACAGAAUCCUGUCAGAGAGGGACGUACAGACCAAAAGAAGGUGUGUGCAAGUCGAGUGAGGACGAUCACCUGCUGCUUCUACAGGACCAGUUCCUUCAUCUGAGGACGAUGAUGAGCGCUGGGGCCGCUGACGGGGAUGUUCGUGCUCAGCUGUCCAGGAUCUCUCUGACUCUGAAGAACGUGUGCGCCGAUGAAGAGACAGGAAGUGAUGUCAUCACACUGAACCGGGAUUCGCCGGAUCCGGCUCACGCUGCUGUCAUCAAUCUGAUCUUACAGAGCUUCUGUCUGUGUUUACUGGAUGCGUCCAAAGUGAACCCUCCGAACAGGCAGGGUUCGUGGCCGAGUGUGUUUGUGACGGUUCUGCUGGGGCACAGGUGGCUCGUCUCGGCUCUCACACACAGGCUGUGGGAUCUGCUUCAGCACCAGGGUGGUGCGCUGAGCGCGGCUCAUGUGCUGGGUCUGGCGGCGCUGCAGGCGGAGCUGCAUUACUGCAGACGCUCCUGUCCUCCGCUGCAGCUCCAGGGCUCUUCUGCAGCCGCUCUCCCCGUCUCCGAGUGUCUGUCUGACGCCCUGCUCUGCUCCACACGCUCACACAUGGCCCUCUGCCUCAGGUUCUGCGUGGCCGUUCUCUCGUAUGGGCUGUGCCGAGCCAACGCUCAGGCAGAGGAGCUCCACAACUUUAUCCCACAAAGACUUUAUAAAAAGGCUCAGUACGUGAUGGCCAGACUCGUCCCGGAGACUCGAGCGCACAUGAGUGAUGAGCAGGAGUCUGACCUGGGCACCGAUCUCACUGGAGGGGUCCGAGACUCUGCGGUGGCUCUGUGGAGAAGCGCUCCGAUCCGAUCGCUGAAGGAGCGGCCGCAGUAUCAGCUCUCUUUCUCUGAGUGGCUCUCAUCUGAGCUUCGUGUUCAGCGGAGCCGAGACGCGCUGACAGAUCCAGAGAGGCAGGAGUACGAGCAGUGGGCUUGUGAACAGUACUAUCUGCCCAUGUCUCAGCAUGACGGCGGCUGUGAAGGAGAUGUGACUGGACUCUGCGCUCACAUCAUCAGUGCUGUUCUGGACCGGAACACAGCGUGCCGGACAGGAGGAAGCUCCCCUCAGCACACAGACAGCUGUCUGCCUGACCUACUGUCUCUCCUGCAGGCAUUACUGUACGAAGUGGCGAUUACUCAGCAGAACACAUCAGAAGAGACGUCUCACUUCCUGUGGGAUGUGAUUGACAGCAGGUGCACAGUGACCCCUGACCCCGACAGCACUGGACAUGAGCUGACCCAUCAGCUGACCCUUCAGGACAUCAGCCGGAUUCUGGUGCUGGUUCCUCCUGCCCUGCUGCUGAGCGUCAGAACCCACAGAACAGGAAGAACUCUGGACUGCCAGCGAAUGAUGAAGUACAUCAGUCACGUUCAGAGGACAGCGUGCGGUGAUGUCGGUCUUCUGCCUUUCAACCUCACGGCUCACUUCCUCAAAGCGGUUGUGAGCUGCGGUGUGAGCUGUGAUCGUCCGGCUGAGGCGGUGGACGCGUGUCUGUCUCUCUUCAGCACUGAGUGUCCGCUGCUGUUGCUGUCCGCCGCGCGCUGGUGGACGCGUCUGCGGCCUGUGCUCAGCUCGCAGUGGAAGCGUCUGACGGGACGGGACGCUCUGCCGGAUCAGCUGCAGAUGCUGGAGGACAGCCACCGCUGGAGCAGACGGGUGUGUGCAGGGUGUGUGUGGCCCGUGCCGUCGGCUCCGUCGUGGCUGCUGGCUGAGUGUGUACACACUUCUCUGAGGAGGUCAGACGGCGAGGCGGAGGAUGUUAAUACACUCAUCACACAGCUGCUCGAGACGGACAGACAGGUUCUGCUCUUCUUGUUUGUCCUCAGUGUAAUGGAGCUGAUCUGCGCUCAUCUGAAUGAACAGGCGUGUUUGAAGCGUGUCCGAGACGUGAGCGUGUGUCUCCUCGCUCAUCUGGUGGAUGAUUCUGAUUGGCUGCUGCUGUUUGAUUGGUCUGGAUCAGAUCACAGACUGCCUCACUUCCUGUCUCGUGUGGCGUCUCAGCAGACUCUCAGGCUGAUGCCGCUUGCCUUUUACAGCAUGCUCAGCGGCGUGGAGCCGGAGGUUCUGGCGGCAGCGGCCCGGUGUCCGGGGUUCCUUUACAGCGCUGCGGCGUCAUACAGAGAGCUCAGCAGACUCUUCCUGAGCGGCCCUCAGCAACAUCAGCAGCAGCAGGUGCUGCUGCAGGCCCGGAGCAUCCUGAUGAGCAGCAUCUCCCUCAGCUCCCCGGACUGUGUGACGCCCGGCCAGAGCAGACAGCUGCAGUCUGAAUACGAGCAGCUGGACCCCGAGAUCUCCGCAGCGCUCCGCAGCUUCACGUGAGACGCCGGACACAGCAUCAGCACAGCAGAGAGCCGCUCGCACAGGUCACGUGAUCAGAAACAUUCGUCUCAAAGGACUGAGCUUUCAGAUGAAAACACUCCGAGUCAAGGGACCGUGAGAAGAUCAUUACACCUAUUAUUUAUUAUGAGUCUUAUAUCCUUACUGCAUUACACAAGGACAUAUUUCUAAUUUUCAACUUUUAAAUAUAUACAUUCACUGGCAUCAUUUAUUAAAAACACUGAAGAAAAAAAAAAA
This is a messenger RNA of Onychostoma macrolepis, 4688 nucleotides long. RefSeq names its product Fanconi anemia group A protein (gene fanca). The transcript is spliced from 42 exons. The record is from RefSeq and is a predicted model, not a curated record. The coding region runs from base 300 to 4433 and encodes 1377 amino acids. Gene Ontology annotation, biological process: interstrand cross-link repair. Lineage: Eukaryota; Metazoa; Chordata; Actinopteri; Cypriniformes; Cyprinidae. Gene Ontology annotation, cellular component: Fanconi anaemia nuclear complex.